UGGGAUGACAGGGGCAUGAAAGGGAAACGAGAAGAGAAGUCGCGCAAACACAUUUCUUGUGAAAAGCAAUAAACGUUAGUUGUGGUGGCGAAUUCAGUCUAUAUUAAAUACAGUCAUUGAUGACGCGAUAGAAAGGCCUCCACCAUGGGUGAACCACAGCAGGUGAGUGCCCUACCUCCCCCUCCCAUGCAGUACAUCAAGGAGUACACGGACGAGAACAUCCGCAAGGGGCUCGCCCCCAAACCCCCUCCUCCCAUCCGAGACACCUACAUGAUGUUCGGCAACCAGUUCCAGUGCGACGACCUGAUCAUCCGACCGCUGGAGAGCCAGGGCAUCGAGCGGCUCCACCCCAUGCAGUUCCACCACAAACGGGAACUUAAGAAGCUCAACAUGUCCAUCCUGGUGAAUUUCCUGGAUCUCCUGGACAUCCUGAUCAAGAGCCCUGGCAGUAUAAAGAGAGAGGAGAAACUGGAGGACCUGAAGCUAUUGUUUGUCCACAUGCACCAUCUGAUCAAUGAGUACCGUCCUCACCAGGCCAGAGAGACCUUGAGGGUGAUGAUGGAAGUGCAGAAGAGACAGCGCCUGGAGACUGCAGAGAGGUUCCAGAAGCAUCUGGAGAGGGUCAUGGAGAUGAUCCAGGGGUGCCUGGCCUCCCUGCCCGAUGACCUGCUCCAGACUGAGGGCUCGAGUGGGGCAGGGGAUGGGUUGAGGGGUGGUGGAGCAGCGAUGGGGUUGACCGCCAGGUUAAAGACUGAGCCCAUGGAAGUGGAGGAGGCUGGGGCUAGCUGUAUGGCUGUUGGGCCACAACAGGACAAAAGCAUGGGUGGUGCUGCUAAGAAGGACAGAGUAUGGGACAAGGAUGCAGCAAUGUGUAGUAUUAUCGACGAGAUCGCCUGAGUUUUGUAUUUAGGGCUGGGGUCUCUACAGAAGGCUGCAAUGAUGAAGAACGUUUAGAUAGAAAUGUGUUCUGUAAAACAGAUUGUCUGUUGUGAAUCGAGUCCUCUUCAUUAUAUUUCUAUAUGUUCAGAAUCAAAAUGAUUCACCAUGYUGAAUAUAGGUUUCUCUUGUUUUGGUAUGUUUGUUUCAUUGCUAUUAUUGGUCUCUGUUUAAUUGUGUUGUAUGCUUAAUCUAGUUCUGAUCACAUACGCUGUCAGCUGUUUUAUAGUAUUUUUCAUGGACUAUGAAGUGUCACAGACUAUGAAAACACACCUUGAGUUCAGAAUUUUUUGGGGCUAUCAUUAACGUUUGGAUGCUCUUAAAAUUCAUAAUUUGAUAAGUUAAUAAAGCAAUUUCCAAGUCCUGUAACAUAAUUGAUUAAUUCUAUUUUAUAUGAUUCAUUUUCA
This is a messenger RNA of Salvelinus sp. IW2-2015, 1343 nucleotides long. RefSeq names its product mediator complex subunit 7 (gene med7). Gene Ontology annotation, cellular component: mediator complex. The record is from RefSeq and is a predicted model, not a curated record. Lineage: Eukaryota; Metazoa; Chordata; Actinopteri; Salmoniformes; Salmonidae. Gene Ontology annotation, biological process: regulation of transcription by RNA polymerase II. Gene Ontology annotation, molecular function: transcription coregulator activity.